This is a messenger RNA of Pan troglodytes (chimpanzee), 1137 nucleotides long. RefSeq lists its product as uncharacterized. Bases 1 to 459 code for a protein of 152 amino acids. Lineage: Eukaryota; Metazoa; Chordata; Mammalia; Primates; Hominidae. The transcript is spliced from 6 exons. The record is from RefSeq and is a predicted model, not a curated record.
AUGGUUCCCUGUGUCCCAGCUGCUUCACCUCCAGUCAUGGCUAAAAGGGAUCAAGGUACAGCUCAGGUCAUUGCUCCAGAGACUGCAAGCCCCAAGCCUUGGUGGCUUACACAUGGUGUUGAGCCUGCAGCCACCUGGGACUUGAAGUUCUACCAGUGUGGCUCCAAAGCUGCCCAACUAGAAACCCCAAAAGGCAAGAGAACUACGAUACCCACAAUUCAGGCUCCUCACCCGAAACCAGAAGAGGGCGUAUGGCUAGAGUUUCACCCUAAGAAGAAAGGGGAAGCAGGUGGAAAAGCAAUUAAAAAAAAAUCAGCUGGAACUUGCCCCACCAGAUUCUCUUUCGGUGAUUCAGAGCUGAAGGUGCCUCACUGCCCUGUGGAACAGGUGAAUAAAGCCUUUCCAGCAUCUCUCUCUAGCCUAUUAUCUCCUGUUAGACACAGCCCAGAAAAUGAAUAGAGACAAGUCCUGGCUGGGUCUGGGUUCAGAAACAUAAUAGAAGGAUUCAUCUAAAGGAAGGGAAUUCUUUCCACAGUUGCUAGUUCCUCACACCUCUGCCUCUAUGGGAUUCUCCUGGUCCCCACAUGCUCUGCUGUGUCUUCUAGCUGUCAGCCACUGUGGAGGAAGUGAACCUUCUAGAUCCUGCUGACUCAUACAAUGAGUUUUGUGUGGACCAUCAGACAAAAGGGCUGACUGGUGAAGGUGGCUGUUGUCUGGAAAGUCCUCCCAGCUCUCCUCUAAUUAUGUCAUAAGGACUGGAGGCCCCUUAGCCUGCUUGUGAUAACACGCAAGGAAAUACGGGCCAACUCUUCACAUGAGCACAAGAUAUUUCCAUGCUAGCCUUUUGCAAGUAACAACAGAGAGAGCUCUGUGCAGUUUUCACUGGAAUGCCUAUGGAUUGCUUGUGUCAUAACUGUAAUCUAAAGAGUUGUCCAUUUGUUGAUUCCUUUGUGUUUGUAUUGGUAGAAUUGCCACUAUCAAACCAAGAUCUUUAGCUGUCUUUGUAUCAACUUCUUUGGAGCUUAUGUGAUUUUCCAGAAAAUUUCCAAGGCAUAGUUUUGUCCCUAAGUCCCAUGAAUAUGUAAUAUUUUGUGUCUCUCUAUUAAAAUAGCACUUUUUGUGCAUUCCAUUAACAAA